Molecule: messenger RNA, 1878 nt
Organism: Cynoglossus semilaevis (tongue sole)
Lineage: Eukaryota; Metazoa; Chordata; Actinopteri; Pleuronectiformes; Cynoglossidae
Gene: tcp1
Product: t-complex 1
Exons: 12
Coding region: 1-1677 (558 amino acids)
Biological process (GO): protein folding
Molecular function (GO): ATP binding; ATP-dependent protein folding chaperone; ATP hydrolysis activity
Source: RefSeq, a predicted model, not a curated record
AUGUCGCUUUUAGACGGUCCGUUAAAUGUGUUCGGCCAGAGAACACGUGGCGAAUCUAUUCGUACUCAAAAUGUCAUGGCAGCGUCAUCCAUCGCCAACAUCGUCAAAAGCUCCCUCGGCCCCGUUGGUCUCGACAAGAUGUUGGUGGACGACAUCGGGGACGUGACCAUCACCAACGAUGGAGCAACCAUCCUGAAGCUGCUGGAAGUGGAGCACCCAGCUGCUAAGGUCCUGUGUGAACUGGCUGACCUGCAGGACAAGGAGGUCGGAGACGGCACCACUUCUGUGGUAAUUCUGGCUGCAGAGUUUUUGAAGAGUGCAGAUGAGCUGGUGAAGCAGAAGAUCCACCCUACAUCAGUCAUCAGUGGAUAUCGUUUGGCUUGCAAGGAGGCAGUGCGCUACAUCAACGAGAAUCUUACCAUUGCAACAGAUGACCUGGGCCGGGAGUGUCUAAUCAAUGCAGCCAAGACAUCCAUGUCCUCUAAAAUCAUUGGAGUUGAUUCAGAUUUUUUUGCUAACAUUGUUGUGGAUGCUGCCUUGGCUGUGAAGUUUGUGGACAAUAAGGGCGUGGCCAAAUACCCCAUCAACUCUGUCAAUGUGCUGAAAGCCCACGGACGCAGUCAGAAGGAAAGCUUCCUGGUGAAUGGAUAUGCACUGAACUGCACUGUCGGAUCUCAAGGCAUGGUAAAGCGCAUCCUUAAUGCCAAGAUUGCUUGCCUGGACUUCAGUCUGCAGAAGACCAAAAUGAAGAUGGGAGUCCAAGUCCUUAUCAGUGACCCAGAGAAGCUUGACCAAAUCAGACAAAGGGAAUCAGACAUCACCAAGGAGAGGAUCCAGAAGAUUUUGGCAGCUGGUGCCAAUGUGAUUCUGACCACUGGUGGCAUUGACGACAUGUGUCUGAAGUACUUUGUGGAUGUGGGAGCAAUGGCAGUCAGAAGAGUUCUUAAGAAGGACCUGAAACGCAUCGCCAAGGCUGCAGGAGCGACCAUCUGCCCAUCUUUGACCAAUCUGGAAGGAGAGGAGACGUUUGAGGCUACUAUGCUGGGCCAGGCUGAGGAAGUUGUGCAGGAACGCAUCUGUGACGAUGAGCUUAUUCUUGUGAAGAAUACCAAAGCACGCACAUCGGCUUCUAUUAUUCUGCGAGGUGCCAACGACUUCAUGUGUGACGAGAUGGAGCGUUCAAUGCACGAUGCACUCUGUGUAGUCAAGAGGGUGCUGGAGUCAAAGUCAGUCGUACCAGGUGGUGGUGCUGUGGAGGCAGCACUGUCAAUCUACCUGGAGAACUACGCAACCAGCAUGGGCUCCCGGGAGCAGUUGGCUAUCGCUGAGUUUGCUCGUUCUCUUCUCGUCAUCCCCAAAACCCUUUCAGUGAAUGCCGCACAGGAUUCUACUGACCUGGUGGCCAAGCUCCGUGCCCUCCACAAUGAGGCCCAAGUUAACCCCGAACGCAAGAAUCUCAAAUGGAUUGGUCUGGACCUUGUGAAUGGCAAGCCCAGAGACAACCGCCAGGCUGGUGUGUACGAGCCGACUAUGGUCAAGACUAAGAGCCUCAAAUUUGCCACAGAGGCCGCCAUCACCAUCCUUCGCAUCGAUGACCUCAUCAAACUGUUCCCAGAGCAGAAGGAGGGCGGCCAAUCAUACCAGGACGCUGUACAAUCAGGAAGCCUUGAAGGUUAAAGGGGUGGUAACUGGUCCCGAUAGAUUCAAACGCCUGUAUUUAUACAUGAGCUGAUCGUGGCUGUCGAUCUAGUGUAGGCUCUGCACUUUGCCUGUUUACUGUUGUCUCACUUCCACUCCCCUGGGGCUCUGCUUUCCAGAGGAGCUGUUAAGUGAUUUGUUUUUGGACACUUAAUAAUAAAGCUUCAAUGGUUGUAAAUG